Closterium sp. NIES-65 is the source of this 2079-nucleotide messenger RNA. Lineage: Eukaryota; Viridiplantae; Streptophyta; Zygnematophyceae; Desmidiales; Closteriaceae. The record is from the annotation of a GenBank genome assembly.
AUGCCUGUGUUCUCUCGUGUGCCGUAUCGUUAUCUCGUGUGCCGUAUCGUUCUCUCGUCUGCCAUAUCUUUCUCUCGUGUGCUGUAUCGUUCUCUCGUGUGCCCUAUCGUUCUCUCGUCUGUCCUAUCGUUCUCUCGUGUGCCGUAUCGUUAUCUCGUGUGCCGUAUCGUUCUCUCAUCUGCCGUAUCUUUCUCUUGUGUGCCGUAUCGUUCUCUCGUGUGCCGUAUCGUUCUCUCGUCUGCCGUAUCGUUCUCUCGUGUGCCGUAUCGUUCUCUCAUCUGCCGUAUCGUUCUCUCGUCUGCCGUAUCUUUCUCUCGUGUGCCGUAUCGUUCUCUCGUGUGCCGUAUCGUUCUCUCGUCUGCCGUAUCUUUCUCUCGUGUGCCGUAUCGUUCUCUCAUGUGCCGUAUCGUUCUCUCGUCUGCCGUAUCGUUUUCUCGUCUGCCGUAUCGUUCUCUCGUGUGCCGUAUUGUUCUCUCCUCUACCGUAUCGUUCUCUCGUCUGCCGUAUCUUUCUCUGGUGUGCCGUAUCGUUCUCUCGUGUGCCGUAUCGUUCUCUCGUCUGCCGUAUCGUUCUCUCGUGUGCCGUAUCGUUCUCUCGUGUGCCGUAUCUUUCUCUCGUGUGCCGUAUCUUUCUCUCGUGUGCCGUAUCGUUCUCUCGUGUGCCGUAUCGUUCUCUCGUGUGCCGUAUCGUUCUCUCGUGUGCCGUAUCGUUCUCUCGUGUACCGUAUCGUUCUCUCGUGUUCUCUCGUCUGCCGUAUCAUUCUCUCGUGUGCCGUAUCGUUCUCUCGUCUGCCGUAUCAUUCUCUCGUGUGCCGUAUCGUUCUCUCGUCUGCCGUAUCGUUCUCUCGUGUGCCGUAUCGUUCUCUCGUCUGCCGUAUCGUUCUCUGGUGUGCCGUAUCGUUCUCUCGUUUGCCGUAUCGUUCUCUCGUCUGCCGUAUUGUUCUCUCGUCUGCCGUUUCGUUCUCUCGUCUGCCGUAUCUUUCUCUCGUGUGCCGUAUCAUUCUCUCGUGUGCCGUAUCGUUCUCUCAUGUGCCCUCCGUCCCUUCCCUCCUCCCUUUCGUACUCACUUCCUUCCUCCCCCUCCUCCUUCCCUCCUCCUAUCUUCCUCCUGUCCCUCUUCUAUUCCCUCCUUGCCUACCUCCCUUCGUAUCAUCUCCCACUCCCUCUUUUCCCACUCUCCUGCUCCUAUGACCCAGUGCAAACCUUCCCCUGCCAUCCUUCACUGUACUGCCUCCCUCCUUACCAGCUACAGAUACACAAGGUGAUUGAGUCAACUCAAAAGUCACCAUCCUUCACUCACAGUCUCCCUCCCUACCCCAGCUACAUCGACACGUCAUCCACCUCCCUCCCUCACUGCGCCUCCCUCCCUCACUGCACCUCCCUCCCUCACUGCACCUCCCUCCCUCACUGCACCUCCCUCCCUCACUGCACCUCCCUCCCUCACUACACUGCAAUCCCUUUCCCGUCUCAGCGAUAUGGUCACCUCAUCUGUGUGUCAUCAUGCUCCCACCGCUCGCAUACCCAUCCAACACUAAUCCUCCACACCCCGCAACAAACCUCCCUCACAGCUAUUUCCCUUCUUGCAUUGCAUCUUGAAACACCCGUCUUCCGUCAACCACUAGCAAUCUCCCAAGGCCAGCUCAUCGCGAUGAGUGCCGAGUGGAGCAUCGUGGGCCAUCCACCGCCGCUGCUGGGGGCAGAUCACUGCAGUUUUGGAGCGCCGUGUGAGGCGCCGUGUGGAGCGCCGCAUGGAGUGCCGUGGGCCAUCCACCGCCGCUGGAGCGCCGAGUGGAGCGCCGUGAGGUACAGCAUCGCGAUGAGCGCCGCCGCUGUUGGGGCAGAUCACUGCAGUUUUGGAGCGCCGAGUGGGGCGCCGUGUAAGGCGCCGUGUGGAGCGCCGAGUGGGGCGCCGUGGGCCAUCCACCGCCGCUGGAGCGCCGAGUGGAGCGCCGUAAGGUACAGCAUCGCAAUGAGUGCCGCCGCUGCUGGGGGCGCCGAUUGGAGCGCCGUGGGCCUUCCACGGCCGGUGCUAGAGGCAGAUCACUGCACUUUUGAGAACACCCAAUGCAGUUGGGGGUAG